Molecule: messenger RNA, 2546 nt
Organism: Anopheles arabiensis
Lineage: Eukaryota; Metazoa; Arthropoda; Insecta; Diptera; Culicidae
Product: pickpocket protein 28-like
Exons: 5
Coding region: 13-1740 (575 amino acids)
Biological process (GO): sodium ion transmembrane transport
Cellular component (GO): membrane
Molecular function (GO): ligand-gated sodium channel activity
Source: RefSeq, a predicted model, not a curated record
ACAACGCUGGACAUGGUGGAAACAAAGUUUCCGAAGCUACGUACCUCAGUACCUGCUUCAGAGGGCAAUCUCUGGGAACCGGAGCUUCUAAACGAGUCAUAUAAAGAGAGUGGCCCGCGCAGUCUUUGGGUAGACUACUGUAUGAACAGUACGAUCCAUGGGUUUAAGUACCUUGUAGGCAAUAAGCGGAUAACUAUUGAGAGAAUCUGGUGGAUUGUUGUGUGUCUGCUCUCACUGUACGGUUGUGGAACACUCAUACACAGUGUCUACAUAAAAUGGGACAAAGAGCCAGUCGUGGUAACGUUCGGAGAGAAGCCAGUCCCCGUGUUUACAAUUCCCUUUCCAGCCGUAACGAUCUGUCCCGAGACAAAGGUGCGCAAGAAGGAUCUCGACUUCACGACCGCUUAUCAGCUGUACAAUGAUGAGGAGUUGUGGCAAUUUAUGGCAAAAGAGCAAAUUGACAAGCUAGAGGCUCUGCUGCAGGUGUGUGACUUUUCGUUCGGCAUCGAAAUGAAUAACGAAUCGUACGCGGACGACGUGGUACCGCUCCUGCAGCGGAUGGCAAUACCGUUCGAGGAUAUGUUUUUGCUGUGCGGUUGGCGAGAGCAGGUGAUCGAUUGCAGAGACUUUUUCAAGGAAACGCUCACCGAGGCGGGAAUUUGCUACACCUUCAACUCGCUCGCUGCGGACGAUCUGAUGCGGCGCGAUCAGCUACACUCCGAGUACGAGUACAUGGCGGAGAAUCAAUCCUCCAAGCAGUGGAACAUGGACGAAGGGUACAGUAGCCGGGCCGGGGGAGACACGUACCCAAGGCGUGCCUUUGGAGCGGGAAGACGCGCUGGGUUGUUUGUCAUAACGAAGGUUCAGAUAUCGGAUAUGGACUAUAUGUGUGGGAACUCAUUCCAAGGGUUUAAGGUGCACCUACACUCACCGGUACAGUAUCCAAGGAUGGUGAACGAGUUCUUUCGCAUCCCGCUUAGCCAGGAGGUGUCCGUAUCGGUUGAACCGCUCCUGUUCGACACCACUGCCAAUGUGCGACGGUAUGAUCCAAGUCGGCGGCUCUGUUACUACAAUCACGAGCGAUACCUGCGCUAUUUCAAGGUGUACUCCAAGUACAACUGUGACAUUGAGUGUCUUUCCAACUACACGCUGAAGACUUGUGGUUGCGUGCCGUUUCCGUUGCCUCGCACGAAGGAUGAUAGGAUCUGUGGGAUGGGCAAGGCUAGCUGUGCCGAUAUGGCACUAUCCGUGUUGGAGGAGAUGGACUUGCUGCAUGAGCUGAACAAAACCGACAACUUUCUGGAGCACUGCAACUGUUUGCCGUCCUGUAAUGCACUGUUCUACAACACGGAAAUAUCGCAGGCAAUGUUCGAUUGGAGAAAGCUGGCGGAGAACAUUCAUCUCAUCGCUGGUGUGGACGACAACACGGAACUGUCCUAUCUCUCAAUAUACUUCAAAGUGUCUCGCUUUAUCCCGAUCAAGCGGAGCGAACUGUUUGGCAUCAGUGACUUUCUCGCCAAUUGCGGCGGCGUUUUGGGACUGUUUAUGGGCGUCAGCAUACUGAGCAUCGUCGAGCUCGUCUACUACUGCACACUGAAACCGCUGAUUGCACGCACCAGAUCCGGCAUCGAUCGGGCCGAAACGGCCAGGGUUGUCAAAUCGACGCUCAUUCUUCCACCGCCCGAGUACGGGCUGGCGGGCGACAUUCGUAUUCGCAAAGCCUCCACCAACAAGUGGUAAAACGAAAGCAUUCCACUCAGUUCCUGCAGUGCCGUGCUGUGUCACCGCCUGUUCGCGCUAACUGGACCGGUGUCGUCCGGCAAAAGGGCCCGAAAGAUUUAUGGCGAUGAGCUAAGAUGAAUGGCACGCUGCUUUAUCAUCUCGCUUGGCUCUCCCCCUUUUGCGAUCGCGGUCUAGGAAGUGAUCUUCAUUCCAGCCCGAAAUGAGUCCGGGGCCGAUUUAUCGAAACUUGUCGCCAUAAAUCAACCUAUUGGUUGAAUAAAUUAUAAACACCAAAAUUCACUCCUGCACCAUGGCACCUUUGUGUGUUUUUUUUUUCGGGCAAACGGAUCGCUCUUCUAAUGGACGGUGAUGGAGCCCGAUAAGUCGUCGGCUCGUUUCUGUUCCACGGGAGAAGUUUUAAAAUUUCUCCCUCUACUGGAACGUGUGUCAAACACAUUCUUUUAGGAAAUUUUGCACCUCAGAAAAAGGAACAAGUACAGCGAGACACACACACUUCAUCUUAUCUAAUCAACGCGGCGGCGCUGGCAGCGGUAGAUGAUAAAUUCGUUACCGGAACAACCCUCGUGAGCCUCUGGCGCGGGGUGUGUAAAUGAUGGUAAUAAAUCUUCCCAUUCUAUGACUUAUUAAUAUCUUAAAUUUUUCUUCACAACCCUCCACUAAUGGGCCAUUGAUGUGCGCGAAGAAGUGUCUUAAAAACCAACAUCGCACUCGCCAGCAAGGCACGACGGUAGCUACUUGCUUUGGUAACCUGUUUAAACCGGUAAUUGGGAAGCGUGUGUAAGCUCCGCAGCCAGCGUCUUAAA